CAUUCGCUCAAGGCCCGGGGCUUGCCGGCUUUCCGCGAGCACCCCGCUCGAUUGCCCUUUGGCCUCGAUCUGCCCUGCUCGCCCUCCCCUCAAGCAUCGCCGACUCUCACACACCAUGAAGGCCCUCAUUCUCGUCGGCGGUUUCGGAACUCGCCUGAGACCCCUCACCUUCUCCGUCCCCAAGCCUCUGGUCGACUUUUGCAACAAGCCCAUGAUCAUGCACCAGAUCCAGGCCCUGGCCAAGGUCGGUGUUACCGAUAUCGUCCUGGCCGUCAACUACCAGCCCGAGGUCAUGGUCAGCGCCAUGCGCAAGGUUGAGGAGGAGUUUGGCGUCCGCAUCCACUUUUCGAUCGAGCCCGAGCCCCUCGGAACCGCUGGUCCCCUCGCCCUCGCUCGCAACAUCCUGGCCAAGGACGACGAGCCCUUCUUUGUCUUGAACUCGGACGUUAUCUGCGAGUUUCCGUUUGAGGAGCUGAUUCGAUUCCACCGCAGCCACGGCUGUGAGGGCACCCUGAUGACUACCCCCGUCGAGGAUCCCUCGAAAUACGGCGUGAUUGUGUGCCAUUCCGGCUCCACUCGCAUCCAGCGGUUCGUCGAGAAGCCCAAGGAGUGGGUUGGCGACCAGAUCAACGCGGGCAUCUACGUCUUCAACCCCAAAAUCCUCGAGCGUAUUGAGAACAAGCCCAUGUCGAUCGAGAAGGAGGUCUUCCCGUUCAUGGCCCGCGACGGCCAGCUCCACGCCACUGAUCUCAAGGGCUUCUGGGCCGAUGUUGGCCAGCCCAAGGACUUCCUGACCGGCACCGCCCUGUACCUGACCUCGAUCUCGCAGAACAACGCCUCGGCUCUUGCGCACGGACCCAACUUUGUCGGUUCGGUUCUGAUCGACCCCACGGCCAAGAUUGGCGAGAACUGCAAGAUCGGUCCCAACGUCGUCAUCGGCCCGGGCGUCACCAUUGGCAACGGUGUCCGACUAAACCGCUCCGUGGUCAUGCGCGGUUCUGUUGUGAAGGAUAACGCCUGGGUGAGCAACAGCAUCAUUGGAUGGCACUCCAGUGUCGGCCGCUGGGCUCGCUUGGACGGAACCACGGUCCUCGGCGAAGAUGUCCAUGUGGCCGACGAGAUUUUCGUGAACGGCGGCUCGGUCCUCCCGCACAAGAGCGUCAGCGCCAAUAUCACCGAGCCCAAGAUUGUUAUGUAAAUACAGAGAUAUUUCGACGAA
Molecule: messenger RNA, 1219 nt
Organism: Polychytrium aggregatum
Lineage: Eukaryota; Fungi; Chytridiomycota; Chytridiomycetes; Polychytriales
Product: nucleotide-diphospho-sugar transferase
Exons: 8
Coding region: 116-1198 (360 amino acids)
Biological process (GO): cell wall mannoprotein biosynthetic process; GDP-mannose biosynthetic process
Cellular component (GO): cytoplasm
Molecular function (GO): mannose-1-phosphate guanylyltransferase (GTP) activity; GTP binding
Source: RefSeq, a predicted model, not a curated record